UCGCAUAUAUAAACACGCUUCUCUUCAACAACCCUCAUCUCAUUACACUUUCUUCGCUUUCGCUAAAUCUAAUUAAGCUUUCUCUCUCCGAUUCCAUGGCUCGUACCAAGCAAACCGCUCGCAAGUCUACCGGUGGUAAGGCUCCAAGGAAGCAGCUCGCCACCAAGGCUGCUAGGAAAUCUGCUCCUACUACAGGUGGAGUAAAGAAACCUCACCGUUACCGCCCUGGAACCGUUGCUCUUCGUGAGAUCCGUAAGUACCAGAAGAGUACUGAGCUUUUGAUCCGCAAGCUUCCAUUUCAGCGUCUUGUCCGUGAAAUUGCUCAAGAUUUCAAGACGGAUCUGAGAUUCCAGAGCCAUGCAGUUCUUGCACUUCAGGAAGCAGCUGAGGCUUACCUGGUUGGAUUGUUUGAGGACACCAAUCUGUGUGCAAUUCAUGCUAAGAGGGUGACAAUUAUGCCAAAGGAUAUUCAGCUUGCUCGUCGCAUUCGUGGUGAACGUGCUUAGGAUGGUCAAGGUGCUUAGGGUUAUGGUGGAUUAGUAUUUGGGAAGGAUUUUAGGGUUUUAUGAAUUUGAGUUUCUUUUAUGCGUUGUAUAGUUCUGAACCUAUAAUGUUCAAUCUUUAACAACAGACAUAUUUUGGAUGAUGAUUAGUUUUUUGAGGACAAGUUUAUGAUGUAAUUGGUCAAUUACAAUUGAAGUCUUUGCAACUAUUUUUCUUAUA
Messenger RNA from Medicago truncatula (barrel medic), 723 nucleotides. Its product is annotated as histone H3.3. The record is from RefSeq and is a predicted model, not a curated record. Gene Ontology annotation, molecular function: protein heterodimerization activity; DNA binding; structural constituent of chromatin. The coding region runs from base 96 to 506 and encodes 136 amino acids. The transcript is spliced from 4 exons. Lineage: Eukaryota; Viridiplantae; Streptophyta; Magnoliopsida; Fabales; Fabaceae. Gene Ontology annotation, cellular component: nucleosome.